Molecule: messenger RNA, 690 nt
Organism: Protomyces lactucae-debilis
Lineage: Eukaryota; Fungi; Ascomycota; Taphrinomycetes; Taphrinales; Protomycetaceae
Exons: 3
Coding region: 1-690 (229 amino acids)
Source: RefSeq, a predicted model, not a curated record
AUGCAGCUUUUGUGGCCCAUUGGGGCUUCGUUAUUCGCUAUCGCCUCCGCAUCUCCCACUCAAUCUUCGACAACUGCUGUCAAAGGAAGCGCAGCCGGAAGCUGUUUGACCCAGACAUUCACGCAAUUCGAAUGUGACGGCACUUUAGUCGAGCAUCGCGACAUGCUUUCGUACCUGCGGUCUGAUGCAGAUCCUGCUGAUCCCAUUGAGGAUGCCUCGGUCAUGAAUAAUGACCCAUGUUGUUCUUGGAAGCGUGGCCCGGUCUACAUUGGUGCUGGGAUAAACCGUGAUGUUGGCUACUUCAUCUUCACAAGAGCCAAGAAUUCCAAGGACGUCUGUGCAGUCACCGCUCUUGCCAACGAGGAGACCGUGUGUGCGGCAGUCGAGCCAUCCAAUCUGAGCGCCCAAAAACCUGGGCGACACGUCUACUUCCAGUGUUUUAGCCACAAGUUCUCUCGGAAGCACAUCAUCGCUCAGAUCAAAGCUCCUUCACAAAAAGUCAAGAAGAUCGGUACAGCAAUCAUCGAGGCCGAUCCGUCCUGCGUUUAUGCCCACGGGCCGAUGGCAAUCAACGCGGAUGAUAAGGGUAAAAGCUACUACAUCUACACUCGCGACGAAACGUCCACAGAGCCUUGUGCCGUCCAGGAGGUCAAUGCCGGGGUUUGCAGCAGACAUGAUGUCAAGGCCUAG